AUGCCGCACAAAGCAAAGAUCCCCCGGCCGCCGAGCCGGAGUCGUUUCCAGGAGGGUUCCAUGAACGACCGCACGUCUGCCACACCCCCAGUUCACUUCAUCGGCCCAGACGAGCGCGCCAUGCUGGAGAAGCCUCUACCUGCGCUCCCGUUCUCCAUGGCACAGGGGAAGCCCAGGCCGGUGAGCUACGACCCCGCAAUCCCACUUGCAGCAGCACCUUCGCCCGUGCCAACGCCAGUCAUCACGAAACGGGGCAGUAAACAGUUCCUGGGGCAGAUGUGGGAUGGUGUCAUGGGCAAGCUCAGGAUGAGGAAGGAGGCCCCGGUAGAGGACGAGGCGAAGAGGAGGAAGUCGGAGGAGAAGAAGACGACCCGGAAGAGCAAGGAGGAUGACAGGCCGUCCAGGGAGGAGAUCUUCGAGAGCUACAACAACCUCGUGGCGUCGGGCUUCUUCGCCGCCCAUGCCAUCCAUGCCGACUCGCGCGGCACAAAGCGAGCUGCGGAUGAGGAGCCAGAGGAGGAUCCCAUUCAGAAUAUUCAGAGGGUGAGGAAGCUGCGCAAGUCUGCCUCUGCCACUCGGGAGCUCACUGUGCCUAAGCUGCGCUCGUCCUCCCGCACGAUCCUCUCUAGCCGCAGCUUCUCCAACGCCAGGGCCGCAGCCGUGGCACAGGCCGAGGCUGUGAAAUCGUCGAAGCGAGCAGUUCUCUCCAAAAUCCCAGGCCUGCAGCAGCAGCCGCAGCAGCACUCUGUGCCCGUCCCGUCCCGGGAUUCGUCUGCCAGACGGAAUGCUAGUGAGACCUACGGCAAGACGUUAUCCCACAAGACCAGCUCGCGGGUCCUGCGCCCUAGAAGGAGCGCCGCCGAACCUCUGCGCGUGCGGCCGAACACGAAUCGAGGCGUACCCAAGGUACCCGACAUCCCCUCCAAGUUCACCUACGGCCAGGAUCGUGAGAAUGACGGUCCCUGGAGGGGACUUCGCCGGGCUCACGCCGCUCAGGAAUGA
Messenger RNA from Clonostachys rhizophaga, 1002 nucleotides. The record is from the annotation of a GenBank genome assembly. Lineage: Eukaryota; Fungi; Ascomycota; Sordariomycetes; Hypocreales; Bionectriaceae.